This is a messenger RNA of Danaus chrysippus (African queen), 312 nucleotides long. The record is from the annotation of a GenBank genome assembly. NCBI's taxonomy places the organism in Eukaryota, Metazoa, Arthropoda, Insecta, Lepidoptera, Nymphalidae.
AUGAAGCACCGUGAGGAAAUAUUGGAACUAAUAAAAGAGAAAUAUUCAAAAGCAUUGCAAUCUCGUUUUGCUGAUAAAAUGCGUACUGCUAAAGGGUUUUACAGAUUAGAAAUGUCUCCACCGAAAGUUGACGAAAUUAAGAGGUUACAAGAAGAUUUGGCCCUAGUGAAGGAUUUCAUUAAGAAUAAAUGCUACAAUCAAAUAACCGUAAAACAAGCUUGGUUACUCUUUCUCGUGGGAUUGGAAAUAGGGCUUUGGUUCUUUUUAGGAGAAACCAUUGGGAAAUUUCAUAUUGUUGGAUAUAAAGUCUGA